AGGUAUGCGACCUCGGCGACCUUCAAUGGACAGUGAAACAUCAAGUGAUUCGUGGUCUGUUAUACAGAAAAAUGUUGAGGCGCAUGAACACUCUAGCGAUGAUAUAGAAUUUGAACCAUCAGAUUCGGAAGAAUGGGACAGUGACAGUGAUCAAGAGACGGAUUUCUGUGAAAGAAAUGAAGAUGAAGGAAAUAAUUCCAUUGAGGUAUACGAUGAAUCGCAAGGGAUCGAAGAUGACAGCGGUGAUUGCGAGAUUGUCAGCGAUGAGGAGAUCAUGGAAACGAGUGGUUACCGUUACUUCGUACCUACGGAUAAAGUUACCAAAACAUUGGAUAUGCUUGAUGCCGAAUGCUACUCGAAUUUUGACGCCUUAAUUCGGCUUGUGGUUCCCUCGACAAGAGACGCAACUCGUGCCGCUGUGCUUGCAUUUUUCGCGCUGUCAACGACGCUUCUGUUCUUGACGAACCCAAAUCUGCCUGAGAUGGAUGUGGAUCGCUCGAAUGAGGUUUUUGCUUCCGGCCUGCAGAGCCGGGAGGACUUUGGACGAGCUGACACUCCACUCAUGCGUCGACGUCGUUAUAAUUUCACUGAAAAGUUUUUAUGUAGAGGCUGGCAGGUGCCUUCCUUGUCUACAACACCACCAUCAUGGCUCAAGAUGGAUCCGAUCGGACUCCCUCCACUUUUUCCUCCCACUAAUGCCAAUUUGACGCCUGCUAUCGAGAUCAGUGAAGCAGCGUUCUUCUCUCGUCCAACGAUGGUGGUCUCUUCAAUCUCGAUUUCUUCUAAGCCUCGGAACGUGUGUCGCCACGAGGACGACGCAAUGCGUCGGCGUCGUCGUGGACGUGACGGUGAUGCUGGACCUGCGUCGAUUCGCCGAAGCAAUGAGGUCGGACCGACGCCGCCACCACCGUCGCCACCGCCAUCGCCACCGCCGUCGUCGACGGCGUCGUCGUCGUGGAGGCGAGCUGCCGCCGCCGCUGGCGACGAGCCGCAUCUGCUCUCGGCGCCGGUAUCGAUCUCAAGAAUGGCGCAGCCUCCGAGCGACGUCUGCAACCAGCAUGUGAGGCGUGAAAAAGCAGCGCCGCCGCCGUUCCGUGGAACUGGAAAUCGCGCACAACAGCAGCUGAAGGAUUCCAUCAAAAUGCUGACUGGACGACGUCAUCCUAAACUAGGUCAGAUCAAGAAGCAAGCGAAUGUUCCAAAAGAUCUCGAAUACAUCCUCCGUCAUCAUGGUCCUCGUCCGGCACCAAAGCGGCCUGUGUUCCCCAGGAAGCAAAUGUCAUCAAGAUUUGGGCCAUGCUUGCCGGUACAUGCACCAUGCAUUGAAAAGAAUACCACCAAGCGCUAUAAGGGGCCAAAAGCCAUGAUGGUCCCUCCCACAGGCAGACACCAUCUAUCCGUCUACAAACCAUGUCGUCCACCAAUGCCAUCGCUGACUCGUCCGCCGAGACCUUGCCAGAAUCAUCAAGAUGCUGUGAAAUGUUGGAAAUCGUUUGGUGAACGACGUCAGGAGCCGAAGCCGAAACGUUUCCAGCAUCAGCAUGGUGGUCAGAACGAUUGGUUCAUUCGACGUGGUCAAAUUAGAGCCGAAAAUCGGCGCAACUAAGCCAGCCAAAUACACACAAAAAUCUUAAUUUUUCUAUACAAGAUUCUUUUUCUAUGCUUUUUUUUCGUUGGAGGAUUUUCUGCGCCAUCGCGGCUGCUGUUCCCUCAAAGGGAAGCGUAAGACCGUGACUGACGCGAAGUCUGUGCACAUCAUCAUAGUAGAUUCCAUAACAAGCGCUAGAUUCGUCAUCCCUCCAAAAAACUGAUGAUUACUGAUUUUUUUGUAAUUUUUUCCGGUGAUAGAUUUGUUUUUUUCUCUCGGCAGUCUGGUUCGGGGCUUGGAAACUGGGUUGUCAGGUGCAAGAAUUCUGAAGAAAAAUACUUUUCCUAGCCAGCUUGGGUACACUCUGGGUAAUUCUUGCAGGUUCUGUCGCUGGUAUUUCUUUCGGGAAGACAAUCACUUCUAGCCAUUAAAUUCCAGAAUCUUGCAGCAGGGAAGUUAAAAGAUCUUAUCUUCCCAAUUCUCAACCCAAACAAAAAUUUCCGGGCCAGACCCGCCCACUUCUUCUUUUUCUUUUACGGUAUGAUUAUAUGUGUUGCCCUUGGUCCUAGACUACUUUGUUGUACAUAGUCCGUAGAGUUGCGCUAGAGUUCCUAGACCUGAAUUUGUGACGUUCAGCACGACCGCAUGCGCGAUUACGCGCGAGAGUGCGCGCAGUCCUUCCGCCCGAACCCACAUUGCUUUGCCUCUAUGAAUAGCUGAACGUGCCGUAUAUGGCUUCUUUGUCCCGCGGCGGGUUGUACAUCUAUCAGAUAUUGAUUUCAACUGAAGCAUGCCCGCGCGAAAGCGCUCAGCGCGCGCCCUAUUCCUGCCCGCCGCCUCCUCUGGCCCUACUCUCCCCAACCCCGAUCCCCCUAUCCUCUUGACUAAAGACUUUCUCCUUCUAAUCUCUACAUUUGUCUCGUCGUCUCCCCCGAUCCGGCCUCACCUCCUCGACCCUAAACGCCUCUCCGCGCCCCUACGAGGGGAAAAUAGAAUCCUAAGCCAAUGCCUCCUCAUCAUCCCCCGAUCAUCUCC
Messenger RNA from Cylicocyclus nassatus, 2623 nucleotides. Lineage: Eukaryota; Metazoa; Nematoda; Chromadorea; Rhabditida; Strongylidae. The record is from the annotation of a GenBank genome assembly.